This is a messenger RNA of Leguminivora glycinivorella, 2085 nucleotides long. Its product is annotated as thioredoxin domain-containing protein 3 homolog. Lineage: Eukaryota; Metazoa; Arthropoda; Insecta; Lepidoptera; Tortricidae. The transcript is spliced from 10 exons. The record is from RefSeq and is a predicted model, not a curated record. Bases 185 to 1702 code for a protein of 505 amino acids.
CUUGUACCUUACGCCACUCCUACACAUCGCUUGAACCUUCCCUCUUCGCUUUACCCUCACUUGACGCUACGCCACACGAUGUCCCUAACGUGUGCGCUACUGAACGCUAACGCGGCGGCCGCGGCGGCGCAGGCAAGAAGGCGGCACAGGUGCAACUGCAGGCUGAACUCAACACCGAUGACGAAUGGACCAAGUUCUUGCAACGAGAUGGUUGUUAGUGAUAGACGUGUAUUCGGAAUGGUGUGGGCCCUGCAUCGGCAUGGUCGGAAACCUGAAGAAGAUCAAAGUUGAGAUCGGAGGAGACAACCUGCAUUUGGCGGUGGCGAAAGCGGACACUAUCGAGUGCUUGAAGCGUUUUCGGAACCGCAGCGAGCCAACGUGGAUGUUCAUAGCUGCCGGUCAACUAGUGAACAUAAUCUUCGGUGCUAACGCGCCUCGCAUCGCGCGGACCAUCGAACAAGAGCUGAAGAAUGAGGAGUUGGCCAAGAAAGGGGAACGGGAGAGGCCUCAGCGGGCCCCUCACGAGCUGACUCCGGAAGAACAGGAGGUGGCGCUAGCGCAAGAUAAACUACUCGCUGAACGUCGCGAACGCGAGCGCGCCGCAGCGGCAGCUGAGCGUGAAGAGCGUCGCGAAACGCGCGCGCGUCGCGUCGACCAGCACUUCGCUGACGUUUGCGCUGGCUUGCUUCUUCCGCAUGCGCAGAAGCAUUUGAGGAAGGUGUCCGAUGCUUUGGAGCCCUAUGGCGUCCUAGUCGCGGACAAAUGUCCCCUGCUCCUCGGCAAGAUGGAAGCGCGUCGGCUGGCGGUGGAAGAACCAGAAAUGGGUCAGCCAGCAGCCAUGGCUGCUCUCACAGAGCGACCUUCUUUAGCGUUGCUGCUGAAGAAACAACCGGAUAGGGAAGGAGAUGUCAUAGAGCUCUGCCGCCGAGCGUUAUACGGGGAAGGUUUGGAAGAAGAAGAACGCCCGAAGAAGCUGGUGUGUGACGAGCUACGCCUGGACGGAGUUCCAGGGGUAUACGUGCCAGCGGACAGGCAUCAGCGGGCUGCUGUUUUAGAACUGUUGUUUCCAAAGAUGGUAGGCGCAGUAGUGGAACCCCUCCCCCCUCCCGAGGCCCCACACGUGGCCAUGAUGUUCGGUGCAUGGCAGCGGCGCGCCGUGCUCGCAGCCGCUGCCAAGUGUGCUGCUCGUGUGCUGAAGCACGGUUUCUUUGCUGACCCCAACGUGCAAGAACCGAGGCUGCUGUGUAAAACAGCAACGCAGUAUGAGGACAGGCUGGAGAAGGACUACUGCGAAACCAUAGUCCUCCAAGUGGCAGUGGGCCUCGCAGAGCCUGAACUGGCGGACCCAGCCGACCUAUUCCCCCCCGGCCCCCCCGCUGAGCUACUCUCCCUCGGUCCCAUACACGUCAGCGUGGACGCUGUGGAAGGUGCCCUGGAGUGUGCCAGGUUCUUCCCGCCAGGGUAUUGCGAGCCGGAAGAGAAGCCGAAGCCGAAGAUUAAGAAGAAGAAGAAGAAGCGUCAAGGCGAGAACAAAGAAGAGGCCGUGGACCCCGCGCUCUCCGCCACCCAGUCGACAGAAGGCGAGGCCUCCGCCGAGGCCGAGGCCGCCGAGACCGCCGAAGACGAACCAGACCAGGACGAGGCCGAUGAGGACGAGGGUGCAGUGGAUAAAGCCACGUCGCCACCGCCCAUGGCUGAAUAGAGAUUCGUUUGUUUUUGUAGUCUAUACCUACCAUCAACAGUUGGUUGGACAUUCAUUUGUUUUUUAGCCUGCACCACGCCGAUAGCUGAGUAGACAUUGAUUUGUUGGAGAAGGCCUAGGCCACCGAAGUCGAAGCAAACCAGGCAGACAAGCAUGGUCGCGUGUUAAACUAUGGCCGUCCUUUUCACACUAUAUGUAAGUGCGAUAGGGACGACCUGACGUUAUAUCGUUUAUCACGCGACCAUGCUUGCCUGCGAACGAGGGGGCAGUAGAUAAAGCUAUGUCGCCGCCGCCCAUGGCCGAAUAAUAGAUUCUGCCAUAGAUGAUACUUACAACCUGUUCUUAUUGAUUUCCGUUCUUUAAUGUAAGGUUCUUUUUUUAGA